AUGGGGGCUUAUAUUAAUCUGGGAGCUCUUAUGGGAAUUCCUACUGCAGUAUUGUUAGCUUUUGUCCUGCACAUGGGAGGGAAGCAUAUGUUCUUCACGGGGUCUUUGGAUGGGAAUCACAGUGGCGCAAGCACUGUGAAGAAAGCUUCGGAUAGAGUGCAUGACGCAAUGGCCGUGGCGGAUGCAUCGUCGUAA
Molecule: messenger RNA, 195 nt
Organism: Prunus armeniaca (apricot)
Lineage: Eukaryota; Viridiplantae; Streptophyta; Magnoliopsida; Rosales; Rosaceae
Source: the annotation of a GenBank genome assembly